Messenger RNA from Salvelinus fontinalis (brook trout), 2605 nucleotides. It is a transcript of the gene prdm12b, whose product is annotated as PR domain containing 12b. The transcript is spliced from 5 exons. The record is from RefSeq and is a predicted model, not a curated record. The coding region runs from base 273 to 1385 and encodes 370 amino acids. Gene Ontology annotation, cellular component: nucleus. Gene Ontology annotation, biological process: neurogenesis. Gene Ontology annotation, molecular function: histone methyltransferase binding. NCBI's taxonomy places the organism in Eukaryota, Metazoa, Chordata, Actinopteri, Salmoniformes, Salmonidae.
AAUUAGAGGGGGUCACACCAGCAGCAUAUAAAGACUACCAGGACUUUGAAAAGGCGAAACAUUUUAAAACUUCAGCCAGCAAAGGAGGACGUGUAUUUGGCAAAUAGCCUAGUCUGAAAUUGUUGUGCAUAUAAGUAUUCGUUUAUUUUUAUUUGUGUGUGUCAGUUAUUCUCCAUACAUUAAAAAAGGCAGAUGGACAUCUGAAAUUGCGCACAGACUAGCCUACUUAUAUUUCGGCAUUUUUUAGAUAAACCUCACAGAUUUGUGGCACCAUGGGUUCCGUGUUGCCCGCUGAAGCAUUGGUGCUGAAGUCUGGAUUUAAGCAACAGAGUUUGUCUCUGUCUGAAAUUAUCACCUCGGACAUUCUCCAUAGUUUUCUCUAUGGUAGAUGGAGGAACGUGCUUGGGGAACACCUUUUGGAGGAGAAGAUAAACGUCAGUCCCAAAACAGCUUUCACCGCAGAGGUCCUUGCGCAAUCAUUCUCAGGGGAGGUUCACAAGCUCUCCAGUCUGGUGUUGCCAAGUGAAGUGAUAAUAGCCCAGAGCUCCAUCCCUGGCGAGGGCCUAGGAAUCUUCUCCAAGACCUGGAUCAAAGCUGGGACAGAGAUGGGGCCUUUUACUGGCCGAGUCAUCUCUCCUGAGCAUGUGGAUCUCUUCAAGAACAACAACCUCAUGUGGGAGGUGUUCAAUGAGGAUGGUACUGUGCGCUACUUCAUUGAUGCUAGUCAGGAGGAUCACCGCAGCUGGAUGACCUAUAUCAAAUGUGCCCGCAACGAGCAGGAGCAGAACCUGGAAGUGGUGCAGAUUGGCAGCAGUAUCUUCUACAAAGCUAUGGAGACCAUUCCCCCUGACCAGGAGCUGCUAGUGUGGUAUGGAAACUCGCAUAACACAUUCCUGGGGAUACCCGGAGUUCCAGGAAUAGAGGAUGACCAGCAGAAAAAGAGCAAAACCGAUGAGUUUCAUAUUUGCGACGGCUCCACCUCCUCGUCCUCUGCCCUGCCUACCACCGCUAGCCGGAUGCGCUGCGUCAUAUGCCACCGGGGCUUCAACUCUCGCAGCAACCUGCGUUCCCACAUGCGCAUCCACACCCUGGACAAGCCCUUUGUAUGUCGCUUUUGCAAUCGGCGCUUCAGCCAGUCGUCCACCCUGCGUAACCACGUGCGCCUGCACACUGGUGAGCGGCCAUACAAGUGCCACGUGUGCCAGAGUGCCUACUCUCAGUUGGCAGGACUGCGGGCGCACCAGAAGAGCGCCAGACACCGGCCCGGUGGUGCAGGGGGAGUGGUGGUGGGCCUCCACCAGGCACACUCCCCCCCACCCCCCCAGAUGACCACGGUGCCCCACCCAGCCUCUCUGGUGCAUCACAUCCCCACCAUGGUCCUGUGAAGGAAAGCCUUGUACAUUCAUUCCAAUAGGCACAUCCCCUCGACAGUGAUGAUCGUACUGCAAAAUGUGAUGCUUUUCUACAAGUCUGCACUUCCUUGCACAUAUUUGAUGUAAAUUAACUGGCUGUAGUGGUGUCACUGUUAGAGCUACCGGCAAAUGGACUUUCUGAUCACAUAUAAUAGUUUGGCCCUCACAAUGUCUCUUUUACAAUGCACUAUGUAGGACUAAGGUGAUCUAGGUACUGGAAUUCUGUUAACUUACUGUCAAAAAUGUAACUAGACCUGAUGUUGUCACUGUGACCAUUCUUGUGAGAUUAAGUUUAUAUAUAUAUAUAUAUAUAUAUAUAUAUAUAUAUAUAUAUAUAUAUAUAUAUAUAUAUAUAUAUGUGUAUAUAUAUAUAUAUAUAUAUAUAUAUAUAUAUAUGUAUAUAUAUUUGGGUCCAUAAUAUACAGUACUGUAUGUAGUGUAUUGAUUGGUCAUGCCAGGUACCGUCAUACUGAUAACAUAUAGAAAUCCAUUGAUUUUAUAGAUAUUUAAAAAAUCUAUAGGUCAAGUUCUGAAUGGUUUAACAUUUUGAAGUUAUUGGAAGUUAUUUUUCUCUCUUACCAGUGCAUGGGACAAUAUUUGUCUACUCAGUGGCCACAAGUCUUGGGAUGUUAUUGUACAUCUUCAGAGGUACUGUAUCUGGGAGGCAAAUGUAGUUCACUUUUGUUUGCAUGCAGUUUUUGAUUUAUUUUUUGGAAAAUAAUGCUAUUUGUUUAUUUCCACCUGAAUGAGGUAGCCCAGGCUGACAGUCAACUUGAUUUGUACAAACAAGAUCUGCGUUUGGGAGGACAUUCACAUGUUCUUAACAUUGAUUAACUCAUAUUUUUGACUAUUGUAACAAGAAUUGUAUAAUUUGCAACCGUAAUGGAUGAAGGAUCAUUUGAACUGGUCACUUAACAGGAUUUUCCAGACUCUCCCAGUAACCAUUAGCUUUGUUGUGUUCCAGUCAGGGAAUAGAAAGAUUCAUGACAUGUAAAUACACUAUAUAAGAUGUAAAUAUAAUCCUAAAAUGUACUCUAUUUCCAGAAUUAUUGAACAGUCACUUUAUCUCUACAUGUACAGUAUGUAUAACUUAAAUGACAAAGCGGGGUGCAGUGUAUUACCUAUACUAUGUUUGCAUAUAUAAAUGACUUUGUAUUUUCACCUAGUACUCCAAAUAAAUCAUUUUAACCUUC